Molecule: messenger RNA, 1777 nt
Organism: Fusarium oxysporum Fo47
Lineage: Eukaryota; Fungi; Ascomycota; Sordariomycetes; Hypocreales; Nectriaceae
Product: glycosyl hydrolase
Exons: 6
Coding region: 1-1632 (543 amino acids)
Biological process (GO): carbohydrate metabolic process
Molecular function (GO): hydrolase activity, hydrolyzing O-glycosyl compounds
Source: RefSeq, a predicted model, not a curated record
AUGUACCACGAGGUUGCAAAUUUCUUGGCUCAAGUAACGUUGGAACAAGGAUAUGUUCUUCACGGCUCCGAUACCCCCGGACCAUCACUCUAUGUCCCCCUGUCGAUUACCCCAGACCGUUCACUUCUUGUUUACGUCGGCCCCGCAUAUGGGCCGGCAGAUCAUGUGAAGUACUUACAAAGGAAGGUUCCUAUGAUUGAGCCAAGGUCUUCAAAUUGUUGGUCCCGAUCAAGCUCCAAAAACUGCAGCUGGGUCCUACAAACAGGUUCCUUACCAGAUCGUGUGAUGCCUCGUUUCCUCUCGACUCUUCUUGCUGUGCUUGCAGCCAGCACGGUUCAGGCCUCUCUUGACCUUGUCUCGGGAGCAACAUGGACAGCUACGAACACUGGUGAGCAUGUCCAAGCUCAUGGGCAUGGGUUGAUUGAGGUUGAUGGAACCUACUACAUGAUCGGCGAGGACAAGACAGACGGAACAUACUUCCAGAACGUCAACUGCUACUCUUCCACCAAUCUCGUCGAAUGGACAUACCGAGGUGCGCUCCUCUCUCGCACUAGCGAAGCAGGGGACCUCGGCCCCAACCGGAUUGUUGAAAGACCCAAGGUCAUUUACAAUGACCAGACAAAGAAGUAUGUUCUUUACAUGCACAUCGACAGCCCAGACUACAAGGAUGCGCGGGUUGGUAUCGCCACUGGUGAUAGUGUAUGCGGCAAGUAUACCUAUCAUCGAAGCUUCAGGCCUCUUGGUAAGCAGAGUCGCGAUAUGGGACUUUUCAAGGACGAUGAUGGAUCUGCAUAUCUCCUGACUGAAGAUCGCGAGUAUGGAACGCGAAUCAUGGCAUUGUCAGACGACUACCUCAACGUCACGGAUAUCACGUACGAAUGGCAGUACUUUGCCGAGUCCCCAGCUAUGUUGAAGCAGAACGGAUACUACUUCAUAUUUGGCUCUCAUCUGACCGGCUGGAAUGCCAAUGAUAAUAUCUACAGUUACGCCAAGUCACUGUCUGGCCCAUGGUCCAACUGGACCGAGUUUGCACCUAUUGGAUCAAAGACCUAUCAAAGCCAGGUCAGCUACAUUCAGCCUCUCGGCAACGGCAAUGCCAUCUACAUCGGUGAUCGCUGGGUUUCUACAAACCUCGCCGCCAGCACCUACGUCUGGCUUCCGCUCAAGGUUGAUGGCACCAAGGUUACACUCAGCUGGUACGACUCUUGGUCGCCGAACCUUUCAAAGGGAACGUGGUCCGAGACCAAAAUGACAAAGAUUGAGGGAGAGACUGCGACAAUGGGCAAUGAUGCCAGAGUCAUCUCAUGCAGCGAAUGCAGUGGCGGUCAAGCUGUCGGCUACAUCGGAGGCGAUAAGAAAGGUACUCUUACCUUCAAGAACAUCAAGAGCUCUGGAGGUACAGCUACUAUUAACGUCAAGUACCGAAAUGGCGACACCGGAUCACGAUAUGCCACCGUCAACGUCAACGGAGAAUCUCAGAAGCUUGCGUUCUUGUCUACCAGCCAUCUUUCUCAGACGGGACUCAGUCGGGGUUUCUUUGAUCUGAAGGAGGGAUCGGAUAACAUUAUCACUAUUUCCAACGACGAUGGAUGGGGUCCGGAUGUGGAUGCGCUGAUGCCACCGGCGGCAUAAACGAACGCUGUUGAACUUGGGCAGAAAGACGAUGCUGGUGGUAUAUGAGGUGUUAUAUCGGGAGCAAUUCUGGCACCCUGUCAGACCCAUAGUGUCAGCCAUGGCUGCUGGGCGCGUUUCUUUGUAGAACAUCAGUCAGUUAUUG